CUCACCGAGGUCGGACGUACAGGGCUCGCGACUCGACACAGUUUACUUCCCGUUCUUCGUAUCGUAUCUAGAAAUUAUAAUUUGAAAUCGGCCCGACGAGCUCUUGAUAUAGUCGAUUUAGGGCCUACUGAUAGUCUUCAAGCCUCUUCUGUUUAUAUAUUACAUUGAUAAGAUAGUAUGGCGAAUCGAACAAGGUGACAGGCGGGCGUGAGUGAUUUACGUAAUACACUGCUUGUCAGCAUAGUUCACAUCAACCUGCUGACUAGCUUACCCCAGUUUUCGGCCUUAUGUGUCAGGUUCUGACCAGCCGUCGAAAUCACUGCCUAGGUUAGGGGAAUCUUCAAGUGGAAAUCAGAAAGAAUGUCUCUACAGGACUUGGAAGAUGCCAGUGGCUGUACCAGAGCGCAGCUGAUUGAAUGGGAAGGAGUGUAUUUCCCCUGCUACCCCGACAUUCGCAAGAAUCUUGAUAUUCUUCAGCAAAUCCCUGUCCGUGACUCUGACACAUUCCUGUGUGGUUUCCCCAAGUCAGGCUGCCACUGGACACUGGAAGUGAUGCACAUGCUUAUACAAGGCAAAACUGAAUACUACCCCCUGUCACACUUUCCACUGGCAGGCCUAAGCCAUGAAUACCUGGAAACACAGUUGACGACUCCUAGAAUUCUGGCAGCCCAUCUUCACCAUAGACAUGCUCCAAAGGAUUUGCUCAACAAUGCAAAAGUGAUUUAUAUCAUCAGAAACCCCAAAGAUGUUGCUGUCUCACUGUACAACUUCUGCAAAACUUACCAAUAUGCAAAAUUUAAUGGGGAAUGGAGUGAUUUUCUCCCCAUGUUUUUAUCAGGGAAAGUAAUAUAUGGUAACUGGUGGGAACAUGUUUUAGGGUGGAAAGAAGCGGCUAAAAGUAACCCUAACAUUCUCUUUGUGGCCUAUGAAGACAUGAUACAGAACCUUGAAGUGGAAGCAGGAAGAAUAGCAGAACAUCUCUGCUUACCUCGAAGUAGUCAGUUCUUAAAGGAAGUUGCUGACAAGUGCAAUUUUCAAUCAGUGAAAGAUGCCAAGUCACAUACAAGAUAUACAUUAUUUAUGAGAAAAGGUGUUGUGGGAGACUGGAAGAACUAUUUCACUGUGGCCCAAAAUGAAAUGUUUGAUAAAGUACAUGAAGAAUACAUGAAGAAUUCAGAUAUUCAAGUCAAAUUUGAAAUAUAAUUCUCCUACAAGGAAUAAUUAUUCAUUUAAUUUAAAUAACUGUAAUAUCAGAUUUGAAUUUUACUUUUGUUCUACUUAAAUGCCAAAAGUACUUUCUUGCUGCUUUUUAGAACAUUAUAUUGCCAAUUUAUUUCACUGGCAUUUCCAGUCAAAGGUCUUGUGUUAGAUUAAUGUAGUAGAAAUGCAUGCACACACAUAAUAAUGAUGAUAUGUAGACACCUUUAUUCUUCAAUUUUUAAAUCAUUGGUAUAUUUUGCUCAAUUAUUGCACUUAUUAACACUUCUAGCAAAACAAUAUCUAAAAAUGUCUUAAAUGUAAAUAUAAUUGCACUUCUUUUAAAGAUAUCGAUAUUUGUAUAUGGUUUAGCUAUUUCAAAAAAGUUAAAUGUGUAUCUGUUUUAAGAUAUGAUUUUGUACUAUCAUAUGGACGUUACAUCACAAGCUAUAAUAACUAAUGAUCAUCGCAGGAUACAGGCACCUGCAUACAAAUUUGCAAAGUAAAAAUGUAUGAGAACACAUCAACUAAACAUUUUUGUUUUAAUCUGUUUGGAAUCUUGGGAUAUUAUUUUGAAAUAUUUUAAAAUGUCAUACAGUUUCAUGAA
Lingula anatina is the source of this 1804-nucleotide messenger RNA. Its product is annotated as sulfotransferase 1B1-like. Gene Ontology annotation, molecular function: sulfotransferase activity. Lineage: Eukaryota; Metazoa; Brachiopoda; Lingulata; Lingulida; Lingulidae. The record is from RefSeq and is a predicted model, not a curated record.